Molecule: messenger RNA, 711 nt
Organism: Torulaspora delbrueckii
Lineage: Eukaryota; Fungi; Ascomycota; Saccharomycetes; Saccharomycetales; Saccharomycetaceae
Gene: TPT1
Product: tRNA 2'-phosphotransferase
Exons: 1
Coding region: 1-711 (236 amino acids)
Biological process (GO): tRNA splicing, via endonucleolytic cleavage and ligation
Molecular function (GO): tRNA 2'-phosphotransferase activity
Source: RefSeq, a predicted model, not a curated record
AUGAAUUCGCCAGCUGGUAAACGGGAUAUUCAGAUCUCGAAGGCAUUGUCGUACUUGCUGCGACAUGGUGCUUUGAAAGAAGGUUUGCCGAUCGAUAACAAUGGAUUUAUACCAGUUUCCGUGCUGCUACGUCACAACAGGCUAAAAUCUCAUAAAUGCACUCUCGAAGAUAUCCACCGGAUUGUUGAGAACAAUGAUAAGAAACGGUUUCAAAUCAUGAACAAAGAUCUGGAAGAUGGUGGACAACAGGAAGUUAUAUGUGCCACUCAAGGGCAUUCCAUCGCGACUAUUACACCAGACAAUGAGGUACUUGAAAAGGUCACAGCUCCAACCGAGUUACCAGAAAAACUGAUCCAUGGCACCAGUAUAUCAAAGCUUUUACUCAUUCUACAAUCUGGAUCAAUCAAGAAGUUGCGCAGAAAUCAUAUUCAUCUCUCACCGGGCAUAUCUGGUCGGGACAGCCAAGUGGUCAGCGGCAUGCGAACUUCAAGCAAUGCAUAUAUACAUUUGAUUUUGGGACAACCUUUGUUAGACAAAAUACAGCUCUUCAGGUCUUUGAACAACGUAUAUUUGACGCCGGACGAUGUUGACCUGUCGUUAUUCAAAAGUGUCACAAUUCGACCAUCCAAACGAGCUUCUGAUGACCUCAAUGCCGUGAUAGUUGAAUUAAACAGACUUGGGAUACCGUAUGAACUCUCCGGUGGCCAAUAG